Bufo gargarizans (Asiatic toad) is the source of this 1482-nucleotide messenger RNA. Its product is annotated as voltage-dependent calcium channel subunit alpha-2/delta-3-like. The transcript is spliced from 18 exons. The record is from RefSeq and is a predicted model, not a curated record. Gene Ontology annotation, molecular function: voltage-gated calcium channel activity. Gene Ontology annotation, cellular component: voltage-gated calcium channel complex. The coding region runs from base 1 to 1482 and encodes 493 amino acids. NCBI's taxonomy places the organism in Eukaryota, Metazoa, Chordata, Amphibia, Anura, Bufonidae.
AUGGUAAAUCGAAAAACUGGAAAAUUUUCUAUGGAAGUAAAGAAGACAGUGGACAAAGGGAAACGAGUCUUGGUGAUGACAAACGACUACUACUACACAGACAUCAAGGGCACCCCAUUUAGCUUAGGAGUGGUUCUUUCAAGAGGACAUGGCAAAUAUUUCUUCAGAGGAAAUGUCACAGUAGAAGAAGGUUUACAUGAUUUAGAACAUCCCGAUGUUUCCUUAGCCGAUGAGUGGACCUACUGCAAUACUGACUUGCACCCAGAACAUCGGCACCUCACACAGCUGAAAGCUAUUAAAAAAUACCUCACAGGAAAAGAGCCAUUAUUAGAAUGUGACAAGGAGCUUAUACAAGAGGUUUUGUUUGAUGCGGUGGUCAGUGCUCCACUGGAAGCUUACUGGACCAGCCUGGCACUAAACAAAUCGGAAAAUUCAGACAAAGAUGUAGAGAUUGCUUUCCUGGGAACGCGCACUGGACUCACUCGUGUGAAUCUUUUUGUGGGACCAGAGCAGCUCACUUACAAAGAUUUUCUUACAUCCGAGGACAGAGAGAGCAUUUACAAUGCCGACCACUUCCCCCUGUGGUACCGCCGAGCUGCUGAACAAAUUCCCGGAAGCUUUGUGUACUCCAUUCCAUUUAGUACAGGUUCAGUGAACAGAAGUAUGGUUGUUACCGCCAGUACAGCCAUACAGCUUCUUGAUGACCGAAAAUCACCAGUGGUGGCAGCUGUCGGAAUUCAAAUGAAGCUUGAAUUUUUCCAAAGAAAAUUCUCAAUUGCCAGCAGACAGUGUGCGUCACUGGAUGGGAAGUGUUCACGAACUUGUGAUGACGAUGUUUUGAACUGUUAUCUCAUUGACAAUAAUGGCUUCAUCCUGGUUUCUGAAGACUACAGACAGACUGGGCGUUUUUUUGGAGAAAUUGAAGGUGCCGUGAUGAACAAGUUGUUAACAAUGGGUUCAUUUAAAAGGAUAACGCUUUAUGACUACCAAGCCAUGUGCAGAGCUAAUAAGGAGAGCAGUGACAGCGCCCACAGCCUGCUCGAUCCCUAUCAUGCCUUGUUUGCUGCUGUAAAAUGGAUAAUGACAGAGCUUAUCCUAUUCCUGGUGGAGUUCAAUCUAUGCAGUUGGUGGAACUCAGGCCAUUCUGUGAAAGCUCAAAGGCUAAAGCAGACUCUGGAGCCCUGUGAUACAGAAUAUCCAGCUUUUGUAUCUGAGCGGACCAUAAAGGAGACUACGGGCACCAUUAACUGUGAAGACUGCACCAAGUCAUUCGUCAUUCAGCAAAUCCCCAGUAGCAAUCUCUUCAUGGUUGUGGUGGACAAUGUCUGCAGCUGUAGCAAUGUGGCCCCAAUCACUAUGGCACCUAUUGAAAUAAGAUAUAUCCUUUACUCUAAGAACCACCAAGGUGUUUUUCCACUAGAAGAUGUGACAAAGGUCUUCCAUGGGAUCAUAUGGAGACUGACACCACCAGCCCUUUACUAG